AUGCGGACGCACCAGGACACUUGGGCUUGCCAGAUGAGGGACGCGAUGAACGUGAACGGCGGCGACCUGGAGAACGCCACAAACAUUGACUACCUCAUGCACUUCCUCACCUUCGGCUGGAAGUUUCCCUCAGAGGGCUCUCCUGACCGGAAAGACAUCAUCAUGGACGUGAUGAUCGACAGAAUGAAGCUGAAAAUCGCUGAGGCGAGACUGGUCAAAUUGCAGAGCUUACGCGAUCGGGCCUGUAAAAAGGUCCUGAAGAACAUCCUCGAUGGGAGGAUCAACGGCCCUCAGCUCGUUACCGCUAACUUACCAAAAAAGCUGCGAGAAAACCUGAUGAGACGGUUUGAAAGCCAGAUGUGUCUCCCUGGUCAGCAAAGCAUCGAGGAAUUCGAUCGACGCUACGAGGCCUUUGAGAGUUUGUUACCAGCGAACAAAAUUGACCUGCAGGCGCUGAUGAGCUACUGUCCCCUCGACUACGGGACACAAAAACGCAUGCUCAGCAAGGCCGACCUCGAGAAUAAAAAAAAUCUUGUUAAAAGCCUCUCUAACCUACGGGUGCUACUGUUUAAAGAAAAAAAUCUAUGCCUUCCUUCAAACGACACAAGAACCGUUCGUUACCAAACAUGGUUUGAACGCCUGUGCAUCGACAAACUGCCUAACCUGAAAGUGUUCCAACAAAUGGCCGACCACACAGCUGGAACACGAUCAGCAGAGAAAUUCGAGAUUCCAGACAUGAUCAGGAAAAGUCUGCAGCACCUGACAACUGCUCAGGGAGUGGAAGGCAUGCACCUCAUGUUUCCUUCAGUAACUCACUUACGGGUCGAUAAGAUGAAUGAGGAAAAAGAUUGGAGUAACUUGCUCCAAUUUCCAAUAAUUGAAAGCCUCCAAAUCUGCCACUCUCCACCAACAGCAAUAGAACCUUUCUUGGCACAAUACGGCGCAAAUCUGCGAACUUUGGUUCUCUCCGAGAUGAAAGGUGUACUAUUCCGCCAAAUAUUUGAACUCUGCCCUAAUUUGGAAGUUCUGAGUCUGCAAAAUGUGAUUGUUGAUGAUGACACCAAUUUCCUUUUUGAUUUUGCAAAAUUGAAGAAGCUCUACUGGAAACCUAACAAUUCAAAACAAGCCCAUAUCUCAAAUAUUUUGGCAGCCCCUGAUCUGAAGACACUUGAGAUGUUUGGAAACAGUUUCGACUGGAGAGACAUUGAAAAAUUCUCCGCACUCAUCUCUAUGGAAAAAAUCCUUCGCAAGCUGGUCACGUUGAAGUACGUAGGCAGAAGACCCUAUCUGCCUCUCGAAAACAACUACUUAGAAGAGGAAAAUUUUCACCUCUUCUCGGCCAUGUGCAAGCUGAUCAAGAAUUCCAUGGCUUUUAUCCCAAAACUGUCCGAUGUCAGUUUUUUUAUGUGCUGUGGGUGCAGCUGCUGGGAGUCCUGGAACAGUGAUAUCGCUGUAGGAAAACAAAUAGAAGAUAUGACACCAGACCCAAGUUACUGCAACUGUCUGACCGCUUCUGUUUGCAAGGAACUUAAAGAUGAAACAAUUUUCGAUUUCCUUGAGGCUUUCAAUCGCCGAAAUUUGUUUUUGCCGGAGAGAGGCGAAUUUUAAUCAAAUAAAGUGUCGAUUAUUGUACAGUUAAAUUUAAUAUGUGGAGGUUAGUCCAAGCGAGUUCUCAUUUUC
This is a messenger RNA of Cloeon dipterum, 1680 nucleotides long. RefSeq lists its product as uncharacterized. The coding region runs from base 1 to 1608 and encodes 535 amino acids. Lineage: Eukaryota; Metazoa; Arthropoda; Insecta; Ephemeroptera; Baetidae. The record is from RefSeq and is a predicted model, not a curated record. The transcript is spliced from 7 exons.